CUGCCGUAUCGCGACGUAACUCAGUACCGUUUUGGUUCUCGUUCAACAAAGACAGUCAACCGUUUGUUUGAUGUUGGAGCCUUGGAAAUGCUGUGCCAUGGUCGUACUAGCCGGGUCCAGAGGCAGGCAAGGGCACAGUCCUUGACCUGAACAGUGUCAGAGUGGUGUGAGCCUCGUGACUCGGUCCUACGCACUCUGCGUCGUCCCUCGGUGAUGCAGUCGGUGUUGGGCAGUGGCCCAGUGGGACGACGAGCAACAGGGAAGCGAGGCCUGGCCUGGCAGCCUGGGCUGCCCGGGCCCCCCCUGGGUGGCACACGACAACUGACCUCAUCCCGGCAGCCCGCCUUUGCCCACCCAGGAAUUCCAACCUGCAACAACUCUGAUGCCGCUCCAUGCCCGUUUCUCUCUCCUUCUCCCUCCCCCACCCCAGCCAUUCCCACACCCGCCUCCCGCCUCCCGCCUCCCACUCAACCCUUCCUUCCAGGUUGGUACAGUACCAUUCACGGCCCUCCCCUCACACUCAUCGUUUGUGCCCAGUCAGUCUGUUGUCGCACCGACUGCUGCCACUGCCACUGCCACUGCCACUGGCCCUGGCCUGGCCUGGAGGAGAUCCCCAAAGGUCCCUCACCGGCCGGGCUUUGACGGCUUCAUUCGGCAGCGCCCUUCUAUCACUUCUUCAUCCAUCAGUCGCUCCUUCAUUCUUUUCAUUUCCCUUGCCCACACCAUCAGCCCACCCCGGGGCCUUGUCAUCAAUCUCUUCAUCGCAUCAUCAUUCCAACACCCUCGCUUCAUCAUACCUCACCGUUAUAUACCUAGCCCGUGAAAGCUUCAUCCUGCCGUCCUUUCCCCUUGCCCUGCGAAGACCCCCCACCACACAACUCCAUCACACGUAUUGCCUUGGGUUUGUCGUCGUGCUCGCGCACAUACAACACACAAGCCUGGGCACUGGCACCGAUGCUCACUUUGCAUUCACUGCACCACAUGUUACGCAACACCCCGUCGGGAGGGCAGCCAUACAUCGCGAGUUGUCCUUGUUCCGGAACAGAACUCAUGUCAGUUGCGGCGUUGACAUUGAGUUGGGCAGCCCCCCUUUCUCUUUUCCCUGCUGUUUCUCCCGUUGAAGAAGUCCUUUGCUUUCACUUCACGUUGCGACGAUGCCGUGCUGGUGACGGAUGCGUUGACCCUGCAUCAAAGUUUCCCCUUAACAGCUACCCAUUACCCGUACCGGCAGCCUGCGCUAGUGGGAUACGCGACCCGUUCCAAACCACUUUCAGCCAAGCUCCCAACCAAGCACCUCACUACUCCCUACCAUGCCCAGCCGUACGCAGGCGCCGCGAACGGGGUCUCAUUUUUGCUUAGUACCCAGGUAAGUGAGAGAGGGAGGUGGUCCUGCGAUUUCUGCCCCCGAGGCCGCGCAGGGCUUGUCCUGUCUGCGCUGCGCUGCCCUCUGCAAGGCAAGCCCUUCGCCAGGCCAGCACGGCAGCACGGCAGCACGCACCAGGGCACCCGCUGGUCCCUCGCUACCUGUUGCUAGCAGGUCCAGUGGCACCCGCAGCCGGCCAGCCGCCUCUUAUUGGCCGCCCGGCCCAACAAUAGCACUGGGCCACUGGCACUGGCACCGACUGGCCUCCACCGACGAAAUGGGUGCGCACCUCUGUCUGUCUUGGGGCCUCUGCUCUCCUGCACUCCCUGCCCACCUGUCUGGCUGGUCUGGGGUCCGGCAGUCCAACGCCCACGCCCACGCCCACGCACCGCUGCUUGCUGCUGCACCCGCUCGGCUGCACGCGCAGUCGCUCCCUCACUCUCACCCUCUCUUACUCUCACACUCUCGGUCGGCCGCUCAGGCCUGUCUUUCUUCCUCUGCUGUCGCCCCCUCUCUUCACUCUCUUUCUUCCUCCUCCCAACCUGCCUUCCUUCCACGUCCUCGACAUUCACACCCUUCCCUCGCGAGAUCGCCCUCUCUUGUCCCUCGAGUCCGCAUGAAUCUGCCGCAUUCAUGGUCUGUUUCGUCUUCUCUCCCUUACCCGCCUCCUUUGAAUCUCCUUGUCCCUCGAGGCGCAUCCUCUCCUCGCCCUAGAGUCGACUCCUCGGUUCUGUCUUCGUGAUCCCACUGCCCACCCACCCAACCAAACACUUGGACCAACGCUCAAGACAACAAACCCACUCGAAAUCGAAGCGAAUCGAACCCGAUCCCAAGCCAGCCAAAUCCACCCCAAACGACGACACGCAACUCAUCCUCUCAGGCUCCCGUCCGUCUCGUUCGCUUCGCGACAACACCAACACCCCUUCGCACCCAGCGUCCUCGGUCCUCGGCCUUCUUCGAUCUGCCUCUUGUCAGCAACGCCCCGGCAGUCCUCCCAGUCGCGUUGGCCACCGAUCCCAUUUGAGUCGCGGACGCUGACGACUUCUCGACUACGGCUGUUCGAGUCCUCCCUUCGAAUGGUCAACCCCGUGAUCCUCGUCUGCCGUGCCCACAGUGUCUUAUUCCCCAGGCUCCUUUCUUGAGUCGCGCUCCGUCAUGCCCUCCAGAACGCGGAGAUAAACAGUCCAUCCAAACCACUCUGAUCCUCACGUUCCCCCCGCGAGGCUCACAGAUUAUGACAGAAAAUCUCCCGCCGUUGUUGACUGUCGCUUCGGACAAGCCUGAAAAGGCGAGGCCGCAAGAGGAUGAGGGCAUAAUCAAGUGCAUCUGCAAUUUUGCCCAUGAUGAUGGAGCCACAGUCUUCUGCGAGAAGUGCAACACAUGGCAACACAUUGACUGCUACUACCACCCCCUUGGCGAGGCCGAAAAGGUCAAACAGGAGGACUUUGAUCACAGUUGUGCCGACUGCAAUCCUCGCAUCCUCGACAAACACCAGGCCAUGGAGCGACAACGAAAACGUCUCGGCCUCCAGCCCGACGAAGACAAUCCCCACGACAAACGGCCAAAGAAAGCUCCCGCAAAAGCCCCGAAGAAGAAGAUCAAGCCCAUCGAUCUCCAGCUGAAUGGACACGCCGCCGGUGCGGACGCCUCCAAGCAUGGCAGCCCACCAGACCACCCGCCAGCGAAGAAACCCAAAACCUCGCACAAGUCUAGCCAGUCCGUCAGCUCUCACGCGCCCAAGCGAAGUCCUUCUCACAGCGUACAGAGGGCCACCCACAGCCAUCCUAUAAGCCCCGCCAACACGCCCCCCGACACAAAUAACAUGGCCAAUGACUUUGAACUGCCCCUCUUCACGGAGCAGUUCAUUCACCUUUACGACGACUCCGAUGUCCAGAUCGUAGACACGAACACUUACGCGACCUUGGACACACAGACGAAAAUCUCGGAGUGGCUGAAAGAAGGCCACGAUUCCUUCCGCAGAGACACGGCACGCGACUUCAAAGAUCUGGUCACACAACCAAAACAGCCUCCGCUCGAACACCCUAUGAAGGUGGAGAGCGAACCGCUGAAGGACGGUGUGCACCGGCAGUACGUCACGACACCCUCUGCUAUCGACAAGGAUGUUCCCAUGAUGGAGCUCAACGGAAUCGUCGGCCUACAAAAGGACUACCCAGCCCGCUUUGGCAGCCAGUGGAGUGACCUCAGUGCACCCCUACCAUUCGUGUUCUUCACCCCUUUGGUUCCGCUUUUCAUCGACACAAGGAAAGAAGGAUCAAUUGCUCGCUAUGUUCGUCUAUCUUGCAAACCCAACGCUACGAUCGAUACGUACUACUUGUCUGAUGGCGCGGUGUUCCAUUUCUGGCUCGUAAGUGAAAGGCCUAUAGCCGCCAAAGAAGAGAUCACGCUGCCAUGGGAGUUCAGGUUCCCCCCUGAAACCCAAACGCGGUUUGUCAAGCUGCUUGGGCUUGGCGACGAGGAGCCGGCCGCCAAUAUCGACCCAACCGACUACAACUUUCUUUCAGAUUGGAUUAACCGCAUGUUGUCCCUCUACGGUGGUUGUGCCUGCGACCUUGGCAACGACUGUGCCUUUAAGCGCUUCCACCGCAAUUAUCGCGACAAGUCUCAGUUACGCCCCAACCCACAAAAGAGAAAGCGCGCGAAAACCAAGACGCACACCAUCUCACCGACAAGCACUGGACAGGCCACCAACAGCCGCGCCGCCAGCGAGGGCCAUCUGGACGAGAUGACAGAGACCGACGUCAAUGUAGCUGCCGGCUCUCGCAGUAAGCCGCCUAGUCGAGAUCGAACCCCAGCGCGGCUCGGCUCGUUUGACCACAUUGGGAUACUCACUGAGCCAACCAACCGAGAUAAGAGAAAAGUCCAAAUGGCCGAGGAUCUUUUUCAGAAGUCGGCACAGGAGCAGCAUCAACCACCACGGAAGAAGAAAAAGGCAUCUACUGAUGCAAACGCGCAUCCCACCACCAACUCGGGCACAGUGAAGCCAAAAGCCCGGACUGGCAUCAGCGAGGUGCCUGACAAACCCAACGGAGAAGAGCCCCGCUACGUCGACGCGGGUACUUCGGGAAGCAAGCCAGUAUCGCCUACCAGCGCGACAUCGCACCAUUCGGCCAGGUCCGUCAAGCCGCCACCGUCAUCUACAUCGGGGUCGCGCAAGGGCUCGUCCGAGGCACCCAGAAGCUACAGCGACGCCGCGGUACAGACCGAACCGGAGCACGGCCACUGUGCACAGCCAAGGCCGAAGAGGAGGAUCAUGUCCCUCACGAUGCGGCUCAUGGCUCAGAGACGUAGGGACGUCUUUCCACAACGCCCAUCCAGCGCCAUGGACCUAGACUCGCCAACGACGACCAAGAGCUCUCUUGGAUCGCCUUCGACUGCGCCCAAACAGUGCCCCCUGUCUUCGCCUACUUCCGCCGCAGAUGUCGACGCUCCGAUGCCCGACGCCCCUCUUGCGCCCGGCCACGUCGUCACCUCCAGCCCCCCUCUGACCAAUGGUAACGUGCCUGUUAUCAAUUCUAAAGAAGCCAAGUCGCCAGAGUUACGCGUGUCAAUGCCCCCUCCUGCAUUUACGAGUCCCACGUCUGCAACAUCGGUGACUGCUGUCACCACUCCAAUAUCAACCAAUGGGUCCGUCGCGCAGUCGCCUUUGUCGAACGCCAACCUGCCCAGUCCUUUCGGACCCGUUACAAAUGGGAACACGGCCGCACCCAGCCCAAUUAAGAAGAAAAUGAGUCUGAGUGAAUACAAGAACAAAGCCAACAAGGCGGCUGCGUCAGCGAAGUCGAUAACGGAUACCACUCACCCACUAAAGACCGCUUCAUCGACCACGGACCCGCUGAAAGCUACGAGUAACGGUGAUAAUGGGGCAAUGGAUUUGGACCGGGCGACAGCUGACUCUGGGGCAGGGGAGGCGACUGGUAGCAUAUCAGCGGCCCAGGCGAACACUGUUUCUUGAGACUUGCUGCUUGAGUACAUCCGGUGGGCAGCGAGACAACGCCUCCAUACAAAGUUUUCUUUUCUUUUUGCGAUAGCCCAAGGCGUCUGGCUUGACCUGGCUUUUAUAAUGAUUCCACUCUGAGUAUCAACCUAUCACGAUGAUAUUAGGACCAAAACGGCUUUGGGGACGGGGGGUCGGGUACUUCUCUGGGUCAAGGUACACUGGCGUUAUUUUGGGUUGGGAUUAAAACCCAGGAGAAGCGUUUGCGGAUGUCUCUACGAUCUUUAGCACCCUUUGUACGUUUUAUUUUCUUGCUAUUUUUUUUUGGCCCGGACGACGACGACGAAUUGGACGAAUCGGGCGUGGCUGGAGGGAGCCAGUUGAAAGUUCUCGGGAGAAACUAUCAGAACUCCCGGGGGCGUUGUCAGAUCUGACUUGGACCAGCUCUGUUGUAACUCUAUACUUAUGGUGAGACAAUGAGAUCUCCCGAAAAGCAAUUUCUGCUUUCUAUACAUCCAGAAUCCCAGAA
This is a messenger RNA of Diaporthe batatas, 5847 nucleotides long. RefSeq lists its product as uncharacterized. Bases 2598 to 5336 code for a protein of 912 amino acids. NCBI's taxonomy places the organism in Eukaryota, Fungi, Ascomycota, Sordariomycetes, Diaporthales, Diaporthaceae. The transcript has 2 exons. The record is from RefSeq and is a predicted model, not a curated record. Gene Ontology annotation, molecular function: protein binding.